AUGGCUGGCAGCGACGGUCUCGAGCUUCAGCGACCAACGCUCGUUGUGGAUGAGAGUCAGGUUGUAGACGCGCCUCGCCAGCAGCGCGAUCAUGACUAUCCCACCGGGCUGCGGUUUGUCCUCUUGACCAUUGGACUAGUAUUUACUAUAUUCCUGUCCGCACUGGACACGUCCAUCAUCUCGACAGCCAUACCCCGAAUCACAGAUCAGUUUGGAACUGUCAAAGACGUGGGCUGGUACGGAUCGGCCUACACAAUCACGAACGCUGCGUUUCAAUCGACAUGGGGGAAAGCGUACAAGUACUUCUCGUUUAAAUGGACGUUCUUGCUCACAGUCUUCGUCUUCGAGCUUGGAAAUGUCAUAUGUGCCAUGGCUCCCAGCAGCUCAGUUCUGAUCUUGGGCAGGGUCAUUGCCGGAAUGGGCGGUGGAGGAGCCAUGACAGGAGCAUUUAUCAUUAUCGCCUUCAGUGCGAAACCGCAGUACAGGGCUGCAUAUAUGGGAGUCCUGGGAGUCACAUUUGGCUGCGCGAGUGUUGUCGGUCCCCUCUUGGGCGGCGUGCUCACGGACGGCCCUGGCUGGAGAUGGUGCUUCUGGAUCAGCUUACCCGUCGGUGCUUUGGCGGCAGCUACCACGGCCCUCACCGUCAAGAUGCCGUCGGUGCCUGAGUCAAUGCGGGUCUCUCUAAGGGAAAAACUGUUCUCGUUAGAUCUAGCCGGCAGCCUCCUUGUCUUAGGUUCGCUGGCCUGCCUCGUUCUUGCACUGGAGAAAGGAGGAGUCUCGUCCCCGUGGAGCAACUGGCGCGUCAUCACCAGCCUGGCAGGCUUUGUAGCUCUCGUCAUCAUUUUCACCAUCAACGAGUGGCAAAUGGGCAGUCGAGCCAUGAUCCAGUCACAUCUAUUGAAGAAACGGCCGAUUGCCCUCAGCCUCGUGUACCAGGUGUUCAUCGCCGGCCUGUUUUUCCCGCUCUCGUUUGCGUUGCCUAUCCAGUUCCAAUCGGUCGGCAAUGCAUCCGCGUCAGAGAGUGGGCUUCGUCUGAUACCUUUAAUCCUGGCCGUGUCUGCGUGCACGAUGGUGGCCAACGGGCUGCUGACCUUCUGGCGGCACUACACGCCUUUCCUCGUGAUUGGCGCUGUGGCAGGCACGCUUGGUGUAGUCAUGGUUCACACUCUGGACGCCAACGCCGGUCUGGGGUCGUGGAUCGGCUUCGAGAUCCUAACGGGCAUGGGCGUGGGCCUGGCUCUACAGGUGCCUAUGAUCGCAAAUCAGGCGGCCGUGGGCGCGGAGGACAUGGCGGCCGUGACCUCGUUGACGCUGUUCUGCGAGAACGUUGGCACGUCCAUCUUCAUCGCCGCAACCGAGGCUGCUUUCACCAACGGGCUCGUCUCGGCUCUGGGGUAUCAUGUUCCGCAGGUGAAGCCAGAGACGGUUGUCAACACAGGCGUGACGGAGAUCCGGAGGCUGUUUGGCAAGAAUCAGGUGCCAGGGAUCCUGAGAUCGUACCUGCAAGGCUGCAAGGUCAGUCACCUGGUGCCGAUGGCGUGUGGGUCAGCUGCCACACUGGUGUCGAUGGUGGUCGCGGUGCCGUCAGUGAGGCAGGGAUGGGAGAAGUGGCAGCACAAAGCGCACGCACGGUGA
Cladophialophora psammophila CBS 110553 is the source of this 1635-nucleotide messenger RNA. RefSeq lists its product as uncharacterized. Gene Ontology annotation, biological process: transmembrane transport. The transcript is spliced from 4 exons. The coding region runs from base 1 to 1635 and encodes 544 amino acids. Lineage: Eukaryota; Fungi; Ascomycota; Eurotiomycetes; Chaetothyriales; Herpotrichiellaceae. Gene Ontology annotation, molecular function: transmembrane transporter activity. The record is from RefSeq and is a predicted model, not a curated record.